AUGCACUACAGUUUAGCUCUUUCCUUCCUUGCCAUCAGCGGCACUCGUGCCCUCCCACAUUACGCUGCUCGGGCCGCCGACACAUCAAUCACGGUCUCCCUCUCCAACGGCAAGACGCUGAACACUGACUCGAAGUUCGGCGAGCAGCUUCCUCAGACUAUCUCUGUCGCGGAUGGCCCUUUCACCACAGUCAACUUGACCCUCGGCGCAGACGUUGACCUGCAAGACCUGCGCUGCCAGAUCGUCGACGUCGACAAGAAGCCCAUCGUCGUUCUUCGAGGCGGGAACGUCGACAUCACCUUCGCCGACGGCGGUGCAGGCGCCUGGACGCUACGCGAGCCAUCCAAGGUCAGCAGCAUCACCUGCGACCCGAAAUUCAAAAAAAUCAGCCCUGACGACGACCGACUCAACCUGAAAGUCAUCCUCAGUAAUAUCCUGACCGAGACCACCAGCCAGACGGAUUUCAAAGCUGGUGUUCUCGAGAAGACCAGCCCCAAUGGUUCAGUUGGGCCGUACAAGACCGUCGAGUUGAAGGUCGGUGAGUUUGUCGCCGUCCAGACCCAGCGAUGCCAGGUUCUAGACAAGGCUGGCAAGCCCGUCACUGUCAAGCGUAACGGUGUCACUGAUAUCACCUUCGCCGAUGGCGGUGCUGGCGAGUGGACUUUCAACGCCGACACUAAGAUCGAGAAGAUCAUCUGUGAUCCGAAGUUCGUCGCUGACCCGCAGUAA
Exophiala bonariae is the source of this 729-nucleotide messenger RNA. RefSeq lists its product as uncharacterized. The record is from RefSeq and is a predicted model, not a curated record. The coding region runs from base 1 to 729 and encodes 242 amino acids. NCBI's taxonomy places the organism in Eukaryota, Fungi, Ascomycota, Eurotiomycetes, Chaetothyriales, Herpotrichiellaceae. The transcript has a single exon.